This is a messenger RNA of Glarea lozoyensis ATCC 20868, 1308 nucleotides long. Its product is annotated as NAD(P)-binding Rossmann-fold containing protein. The transcript is spliced from 2 exons. The record is from RefSeq and is a predicted model, not a curated record. Lineage: Eukaryota; Fungi; Ascomycota; Leotiomycetes; Helotiales; Helotiaceae. The coding region runs from base 1 to 1308 and encodes 435 amino acids.
AUGACUCUCGAGGCCACAGAUGAUGAGAUUCAAGCACUGGGUAUCCCAAUGAACCAAAUCUAUCUCGGUUCCGCUGCAACUGUUGUCGAAGAGUGUGAUAACCCACCAGACUUUUCGGGACUCAUUGUAUUCAAAGAGGUCAUGAGGAGCACUUUUCCAGGGUAUCAUCUACCUCACAUGUGGCUUGCUGCAGAUGAUCAGUCUGAACGAACAGCCACUCACACCUUUCGUACACUCACUUUCAUUUACUUCGUCAAGCUGGUUGAGAACUAUCAUACCAAGUGCAAAUAUGAAUCAUCAUCGAAACAAUAUGAUUGGCAAAGUCGCCUUUAUCAUUGGCGGCACGGCAUCACAGGUUCUGCGAUUUUGGAAUACCUAGUUCCAAAUACGACUUCGGAGCAAUGGAACAAAAUCAUCGUCACAUCACGGUCGCAAUUUAAAGUAGCCGUCAAAGAUCUUCGGAUAGAACUCAUUGCUUUGGACUUUUCGAAAGAUUCCGCGGAGCUGGCCAAGAGCAUGCGCGAACUCUGCGCAACCGUCACGCAUGCCUGCUUUUCAUCGUAUGUGCACCGAGACGACUUUGCAGAGUUGAAUAAAGCGAACAGUGCAGUUUUUGAAACUUUAUUAAAGGCUUUGCUAGAGGUUGCUCCGGUGCUUGAGAACAUUACUCUUCAGACGGGAGGCAAGCAUUACAAUGUCCAUCUCGGUCCAGUCCCAUCGCCAGCACGCGAAGACAAGCCACAUCGGGAGGCUAGCGUCGACAAAUUUUCCUUCCCGCAAGAAGAUGCUCCCAUCGCUGCUCAAAAAAGUCAGAAAUGGACUUGGAAUGUCAUCCGCCCGGAAGCAAUUAUCGGACACACCUUGAAACCGACCGACAUGAACUCUGCUUUGACAUUUGCUUUGUACUUUUUGGUGCGUAAGGAGUUGGAAGUAGUGGCAAAAAUGCCGACAAAUCAACAAUACUGGGCAGGAUACGACGAUGUGAGUGACUCUCGGCUGAUUGCUGAUCUCAUAAUCUUCGCUUCAACACAUCCGCGUUGUGGUAACGAGGCAUUCAAUAUCACAAAUGGCGAUUACUUCAGUUGGCAAUAUAUAUGGCCAGGAUUGGCAAGCCGCUUUAGGACAAAUUCUCGAUCUGGUCAGGAGUUCAAGAAACCACUGCCGGCGGUUGGAGAUGCGCAGCUAGAGUUAAGUCUUGCAGAAUGGUCAAAAGAUAGGCGAGAGGUAUGGGAAAAGAUUUGUGAAAGAGCAGGAAAACCAGAAGCGAAAUCUACGUGGGAUGCAGGGACCUGGGCAUUUCAAAAUUAG